UGAUGGGGUAAUUUCGCGACCCACAGCUCUGAAAGACAAAACUUUGUACAGUUGGUAUGUGAAGAGGCAGUGAGAGGCACAAGGGAAGGGAAGUUCGCCCUACGUGCUCUGAAAGCCAAUCACAGCCCUUUUCUCACUCAGACAACCAAUCACAGCAGCGCAUUCUGACCACGUGAUGGGAAGAAGCGCAACACCGAAUAUUUGCUAGGCGAAGAACUUUUUUUUAGAAGUUUAUCCUCUCAAAGUGACCCCGUUUCCCUCCAGUGAGGACGUUUGAUUUAAUCAAGAGAAAAGAAGUCUGCGGGUUUCACCAAAUCUUAUUUCGAUUAGUUCUUACUAUCUUCCUCGUGAAGUACCACGUGCGUUUUGCACAGUAAACAUGCUCGAUUAAAAAACACGUUUCGAUUAAUUUAUGUGACUACAGUAAUGGUGGCCUCUCUCUACGUACAAAGCUGUACCCGGUGAUGGUUUUUUUCGGCCGGUUUAACGGUGUCAGCUGAGUUUAUUUAAGUUUUAACGAGCCACGUUGUACCGUGUCUGCACGUGGUUCUGCCACUACCACUAACACGCUCCGGUUAACCGAGACACUCCGGUCGGACAGGCAGCGUCGGGAUGGAGUUUGAGGAGUCCGGUAUCGGGGAGGAGUGCGGGGUUUUCGGGUGUGUGGCAGCGGGAGAGUGGCCCACGCAGCUGGAGGUGGCCCAGGUCUUGACUCUGGGACUAACAGCGUUACAGCACAGGGGUCAGGAGAGCGCCGGGAUGGUCCUGAGUAAUGGAGCCAGCCCCCCUACAUACACAGCCCACAAGGGGAUGGGGUUAGUGAGCACAGCGUUCCCUGCCGAGGCGCUCCAGAAGCUGCGUUACGGUAACCUUGGUAUUUGUCACACUCGAUAUUCAACCACCGGACACUCUGAGCUGCAGAACUGCCAGCCGUUUGUGGUGGACACUCUGCACGGGAAGAUAGCUGUGGCACACAAUGGAGAGCUGGUCAACGCUCAACGCCUGAGGAAGAAGGUGAUGCGUCAUGGAGUGGGCCUCUCCACCGGCUCAGACAGUGAACUCAUCACUCAGCUGCUCGCUCUGACCCCCCCCAUGGAGGAGCUGGACGCACCGGACUGGGUCGCCAGAAUAAAGAAUCUGAUGACUGAGACCCCCACCUCGUACUCUCUACUGGUGAUGUAUAAAGACGUGGUCUACGCGGUGAGAGACCCUUAUGGAAACCGUCCCCUCUGCAUUGGACAGCUGGUUCCCGUCUCUAAACUGCACAGCUCCGGUUCAGGAGAGGAGGAUGCAGAGGGCUGGGUGGUCUCUUCAGAGUCCUGCAGCUUCCAGUCCAUCGGUGCAAAGUAUUACAGAGAGGUCUUACCUGGAGAAAUAGUCCAGAUAUCCAAACACGGGGUGAAGACUCUGAGUAUCGUCCCUCGCCCUGAAGGAGACCCCCCCGCCUUCUGCAUCUUUGAAUAUGUUUACUUUGCCAGACCAGACUCUAUUUUUGAAGGUCAGAUGGUGUAUACUGUCCGGCAGCGCUGUGGUCGGCAGUUAGCCAUCGAGGCUCCGACAGACGCAGACGUGGUCAGCACUGUGCCUGAGUCGGCCACUCCCGCUGCUCUGGGUUACGCUCAGCAGGUCAUCGGUCUGCCAUACAUAGAGGUUCUGUGUAAGAACCGCUACGUUGGGAGAACGUUUAUUCAACCCAACACCCGCCUGAGGCAGCUGGGAGUCGCCAAGAAGUUCGGAGCUUUGACCGACAACUUUGCAGGGAAACGAGUGGUGCUGGUCGACGACUCCAUCGUCAGAGGGAACACCAUCGCCCCGAUCAUCAAACUACUGAAGGAGGCUGGAGCAACCGAGGUCCAUAUCAGGGUCGCCUCUCCCCCUAUCAGGUUCCCGUGCUACAUGGGCAUCAAUAUUCCAACUAAAGAGGAGCUCAUCGCCAACAAGCCUGAGUUUCAGGAAAUUGCUAGACACAUAGGAGCUGACAGUGUUCAGUAUCUGACCGUGGAGGGUCUGCUGUCAGCUGUGCAGCAGGGGAUCAGCUCCAUGCAGGAGAAGGACAAGAUGAUCAGCUCUAGGAACACAUCGGGCAAGAGGGUGGGACACUGCACCGCCUGUCUGACCGGGAAGUACCCCAUAGAGCUGGAGUGGUAACUGAUUUAAAAUGAGCAGUGAUAGUCACUGCAGGAGCCCUGUGGAUUUAAUGCCACAGCUGAUGUGAAUAAUGUGUUUCAGUAGAGGAGGAGCACAGGUCAGGCAUUUCAGUCAGUCUGGGAAACUAAAACUAUUCUUCAGUGUUAUCAUGAUCUGACCACUGGUGUAGAAAUCUGCUGUUUACAGGUGUUUGUUUGGGACCACACAACUCUGAUGCUGUUUUUGUUGUAAAUGUAACCUUUAAACUACUUUGAUGAUUGUUGGCCUGGAUGUACCUGAGCAUUAGUUUACCUUGUCAGAAAGUCGCACCAGGCUAGAGACCAAAAACUCUUAUUUUCUUUUGUCACUUCUACUUUUCUACCUUUUUUCUCUGUUGUUUUGGAUCUGACUGUUGCAUAUUUAGUUUUAUUUUUGACUCUGAACAUCACAUGAAUGUCAAAAAAGGUUAAUAAAAAUUGC
This is a messenger RNA of Labrus bergylta (ballan wrasse), 2607 nucleotides long. NCBI's taxonomy places the organism in Eukaryota, Metazoa, Chordata, Actinopteri, Labriformes, Labridae. The record is from RefSeq and is a predicted model, not a curated record.